CCCUCCCCUCCGCCAUGAUGGCGGCCUAGCGGGCCUGACGGGGGAGUCGUCCUUCUCGUCGUCGGCUUCCGUUCCCCGGAUGGCGGGUCGGCGCGGCCUGUGAGGCGGCGGCGGACGAGGGCGCGGCCUGGCCGGGGGGCUCGCGGGGGUCCCGGGCCGCGAGGAUGUCGUGCGUGCACUACAAGUUCUCCUCGAAGCUCAACUAUGACACGGUCACCUUCGACGGGCUCCACAUCUCGCUCUGCGACCUCAAGCGCCAGAUCAUGGGCCGCGAGAAGCUCAAGGCCGCCGACUGCGACCUCCAGAUCACCAACGCCCAGACCAAGGAAGAAUAUACGGAUGACAAUGCCCUGAUUCCCAAGAACUCGUCUGUUAUUGUCAGAAGAAUUCCCAUUGGCGGAGUGAAAUCCACGAGCAAAACUUAUGUCAUAAGUCGAACUGAUCCCGUGAGUGGAACUUCAAAAGCAAUUGAUGACUCUUCUGCAUCUAUUUCUCUGGCCCAGCUUACAAAGACCGCCAAUCUGGCUGAAGCCAAUGCUUCCGAGGAGGAUAAAAUUAAAGCUAUGAUGUCACAGUCUGGCCACGAAUAUGAUCCAAUCAAUUACAUGAAGAAGCCUCUGGGUCCGCCUCCACCCACCUAUACUUGCUUCCGCUGUGGGAAACCUGGCCACUAUAUAAAGAACUGCCCAACCAAUGGGGACAAGAGCUUUGAGUCUGUCCCCAGGAUCAAAAAGAGCACGGGGAUCCCUCGGAGCUUCAUGAUGGAGGUGCAGGACCCGACCACCAAGGGCGCCAUGCUGACCAACACGGGGAAAUACGCCAUCCCGACGAUCGACGCAGAGGCUUAUGCUAUAGGCAAGAAAGAGAUCUGCAAAGAUAUAAUGACCGAUGCCGUGGUCAUCCCCUGCUGUGGGAACAGCUACUGCGAUGAAUGUAUCAGAACAGCCCUGCUGGAAUCAGAGGAGCACACCUGUCCGACUUGCCACCAGACUGAUGUUUCUCCUGACGCUUUAAUUGCCAACAAGUUUUUACGCCAGGCUGUCAAUAACUUCAAGAACGAAACCGGCUACACGAAGCGGCUCCGCAAACCAGCCCCGCUCCCUCGGCCACCGGCUCCGCGGAACGUGCCAUCCUUGCCGAGGGCAGGCAUGUCCAGACAGCAAGACCCCCUGAUGGUUCCGCCUUCGUCAGCUCCGGUCCACGCCGCCGCAUCCCUCGCCUUGCCCCUGGCUCCAGUCAACCUGUCUGCCUCCGCUCCUGCUGGUGAGGUCCCAGCACCUGUUUCCAUGGCGAUUCACCCAGACAAGCCCGAAGGGCCAUUCCGGGAGGGUGACGGCAUCGGCCCCACGGCCGCUCUGGUGCCUGCCUCGGAACACUCAAAGCCGCCUUCCUUGUUGUCCAUGAACACUGUGAUGGAGGAGAAGGUACGCGCCGUUCCCGGAGUGGAGGCGCCCGGCCCCAUGUACCGCAGCGGCGGCGGCCACUCAUUCUCUUCCUGUCCUUCCUCCAAGGGCUACCGGGUUCCGGUGCUUGGGCAGGCGGCCUUGGCAGGGCAGCUGGGCCCCCACGGGCACUCCAUCCCCUCCAUGGGUCAGCCACUGAGACCCAACCCGGUUCGUACCGCAGGCAGCCGGUCCGGCUGGGAGCCAAGUUCAAACCGAGGACGCCCGCAUAGUGACCGCACACAAAGGACCCAGGCCCCAACACUGCCAGCCUCCACCCAAGUGUUUGUGCCCGUGCCGCCUCCUCCGCCCCCCCUGUACCCUCCUCCCCCCCCGCACGCCCUUCCUCUUCCACCGGGGGUGCCUCCGCCACAGUUUCCUCCUCAGUUUCCACCGGGUCAACCUCCACCUGCCGGGUACACGGUCCCCCCUCCGGGAUACCCCCCAGCUCCAGCAAACAUAUCAACACCUUGGGUACCAACACCAGUGCCAACGGCUCACUCAAAUGCCAUCCCAACGACACAACCACCUCCUCUAUCUAGGGAGGAGUUUUACAGAGAGCAACGGAGACUGAAAGAGGAGGAAAAGAAAAAGUCGAAACUUGAUGAGUUUACAAAUGAUUUUGCUAAGGAACUGAUGGAAUACAAAAAAAUCCAGAAGGAGCGCAGGCGUUCUUAUUCCCGCUCCAAGUCACCCUACAGCGCGUCUUCGUAUUCAAGAAGUUCCUACACGUACUCCAAGUCGCGAUCUGGCUCGUCCCGCUCGAGGUCCUACUCCCGGUCGUUCAGCCGCUCCCACUCCCGCUCCUACUCCCGCUCACCCCCCUACCCCCGGAGGGGCAGGGGGAAAAGCCGGAAUUACCGUUCCCGAUCACGGUCCCACGGAUAUCACCGGUCCCGGUCCAGGUCUCCACCCUACCGGAGGUACCAUUCUCGAUCCAGGUCUCCCGCCUACAGGGCCCAGUCCCCCAAUAAGCGCCCCGUUCCUCAGCCCGAAGGAGAGAGGGAGUACUUUGGCCGAUACCGAGAAGUCCCGGCCUACGACGUGAAAGCAUACUAUGGGAGGCCCGUGGACCUGAGAGGAGACCUCUUUGAGAAGGACCGAGUCCGUGACUGGGAGUGCUACAGAGACUGGUGCGAGAAAUACUACAAGGGCUUCCCGGCUGGGGCCCAGCCCAGGCCUCUGCUGAACAGGGAGAACUUCUCCCCGGAGCGCUUCGGCCCACCGGGACCUCGCCGAGAGAACUCUCCGUAUGUUCGGGGGCGCAGAGAUGAGUACCCGGGAGGAGGAGGACUCGGCCAUCGGAAUCGCGGCAUUGGCCCCAGCUACUCCGAGAAGCUGCCCGGCCGAGAGGGCCACGGGAUGAAAGAAAUGGCCAAGCUGAAAGAGAAGGAGCUCGAAAACACCUCAGGAGACGGGAAAGGAAACAAACAUAAGAAGCACCGGAAGAGAAGGAAGGGAGAGGAGGGCGAAGGCCCUCUCCCCAGCACGGACUCCUUGGAGGGCUCACGGAAGUCCCGGGACACUGCUGGGGGGGAAGACAGCAAACCCGAGCCCCUCUUCAUGCUCCCGAGCAGGGACGACGCCACCCCUGUCCGGGACGAGCCCAUGGAAGCCGAUUCGGUUGCCUUCAAGCCCACGUCUGACAAGGAGAGGAAAGAGAAGCCAAAGGCAAGAGCCGAGAAGGCCAAGCGCAAAGUGGAGGGCGCGACCACCCCCAAGAAAGACGCAGCGGCAAAGCCGGCGAAAGUAGCCCCGGAGAAGUCGGAGGGAGAUCACGAGAAGUCCCCGCGGGCUGAGCUUCCGUCCAAAAAAGCAAAGGAGGAAUUGCCCAAGGCGGAGAGCAGCAAGUCAUCCUCUCAGAGGGACGAGAAGCCCCUCGGCACCCCACGGAAAGUUCACCUCCGAGCCACGAAAGAACACCCAGAAUCCAGGUCAGCCAAGGAGGAGAGAGGCAAGAAGGAGCACCCCAAGGAAGUCAAGGCCGAGAAGCCGCCGCCGAGCAAGGAGGAGAAGGCUAAGAAGCCGGCCGACCGGAGCAAAGCCGUGGAGGCAAAGACCGAGAAGAGGAAAAGGAAGGUCGAGGAGAAGGCAGAGAAGGACCCAGAAGCCGCCGGCGCUGCCACUGCCGCAGUCAAGCCUCCCAAGCCGGAGGUGGUGGAGGUGAAACUCUCGCCCAAGGGCCCGGCGGAGCCCGAGGGAGAAAGGGCGGCCCGGAGCCCCGAGAAGGAGAAGACAGUGUCGCCGGUGGUGCCGGCCAAGAAGAUAAAGUUGAACCGAGAGACGGGUAAAAAGAUCGUCAGUGCCGAGAGCGUGCCCCCUCCCAAAGACCCCCCAGCGGACAAACCGGAGCCGGCCAACAGCAAAGGGAAGCCCGAGAAGGCCAAAGGGAAGCUGCGGAGGAAGGUGGCGGCAGGGGAUGGAUCCACCUCCACGCUGGUCGACUACCCCAGCACCAGCUCUGCUGGAGGAAGCCCCGUACGGAAGUCAGAGGAGAAGCCGGACACCAAGCGAACCGUCAUCAAGACGAUGGAGGAGUACAACAAUGACAUCACGGCCCCCGCGGAGGACGUCAUCAUCAUGAUCCAAGUGCCGCAGUCCAAGUGGGACAAAGACGAGUUUGAUUCGGAAGAGGAGGAGGAGGAGGAGGCGAAGUCGACACAAGUCCCUUCCGCGGUCGCAAAGCCCACGAGCGUCAUAAAGACCGUCGGCCCAAAGCCCCCCGUCAAACAGACUGAGAAGGACCCCGAGCCUUCGGAGAAGAAUCAGAAAGCCUUGAAAGAACCCGGGCACGAGAGUGCCUUGCCUGACUCCAAAAGCUCCAAAACUACAUUAGUGAACGAGAAAGGGAAAGGCAGGGACCGGGACCCUUCUGCCGCCUCUGACAGAGACUCUUCUGAGAAGAAGAAGAGUGGGGUCCAGCCGGAGAAGGAGCGCCCUGAGCAAGCCACUGCAAAGGGUGGCUCCUCUUCCCACUCUUCCAAAGAGAGCAGAUCUUCAGAAAAGCACGACUCUGCCCACGGAUCUUCCGCCAGGGACUUCACGCCGACCUGGGACAAGAAGUCCGACCACGACAGCAGCAGAGACCACUCGAACUCAAAGCGGAGAGAGGACAGGAGCGACGUCUCCCGGAAGAAAGCCUCCCCUUCCCGAAGUCGGGAGCCCACCUCUUCUUCGGGACAAAAGAAUAAGCCGAGGGACGAGAGACUGGAGCAGGCCAGAAAGGGAGGUGGGGACUACCGGCGGAGCAGCUACAGCCCUCCAAGGGACCGCAGGCCGAGUGACCACAAGUCCACCCAUGAGUCCAGGCACCCGGCGGAACACCGCAAAUCUCAGGAGAGAGGCUCCGGCAGAGAGAGGGAGAAGCGGCCGUCCUCCGAGACCCGGAGCAAUAAAGAGAGGGUGGGUGGAAGCAAGCCCUCGCACAGGCGGUCCUCCCCAGAGACGAGAGAGCCGGGGCCCGUGCCGAGCGAGAAGAGCUCCUCCUCCUCCAAAUCAGAGCCCCAGCCGAGCCACUCUUCCCGGCUGUCUUCCGACCCGACGAGGGAAACGGACGAGGCCGCGUUUGUCCCAGACUACAAUGAGAGCGACAGCGAUAGCGGCGCCUCCGUCCAGGGGUGUGACCUGCCAGGCAGGAGUGCCCGGGACGGGAAGGAGAAGGCCGCCGACAAAGCUCAAGAGCCGGCGCCGGCGGCAGCAGCCGGGCCAGUCGGCCCGCCCGCCAGGAGCAGCCCGAGCGCCAGCCGCAGCCAGAGCCCCUCCGGGAGCCAGGGCCGCAGCAGCAGCGCCAGCUCUGCGGACAGCCAGGACAGCCAGAAGAAGCGGAAGAAGAAGGACAAGAAGAAGCACAAGAAGCACAAAAAGCACAAGAAGCACAAGAAGCACGCGGGCGGCGAGGCCGAGGCGGAGAAGAGCCAAAAACACAAACACAAGAAGAAGAAGUCCAAGAAGAGCAAGGACAAGGAGAAGGAGAAGGAGGACCAAAAAGCCAAGGGGGGUGUGGCUGUCUGAGGGGGACUGGCAGGGAAGGGACGGAGUGCCCCCCCCCCGGCCACCUUGUACAUAAUG
This is a messenger RNA of Gekko japonicus, 5510 nucleotides long. It is a transcript of the gene RBBP6, whose product is annotated as retinoblastoma binding protein 6. Lineage: Eukaryota; Metazoa; Chordata; Lepidosauria; Squamata; Gekkonidae. The transcript has 17 exons. Gene Ontology annotation, molecular function: nucleic acid binding; ubiquitin protein ligase activity; zinc ion binding. The record is from RefSeq and is a predicted model, not a curated record. Gene Ontology annotation, cellular component: nucleus. Gene Ontology annotation, biological process: protein ubiquitination; mRNA processing; ubiquitin-dependent protein catabolic process. The coding region runs from base 165 to 5453 and encodes 1762 amino acids.